This is a messenger RNA of Spirometra erinaceieuropaei, 591 nucleotides long. The record is from the annotation of a GenBank genome assembly. Lineage: Eukaryota; Metazoa; Platyhelminthes; Cestoda; Diphyllobothriidea; Diphyllobothriidae.
AUGAAGACAGCCGCAGCGAUCUAUCAAGCCAACCGUAUCACCACCGCCGAGGCCAAACGCGAGGUUCGCAAAUCUCACCAGCGCCCACUCCACCCCUCAACGCUAAAGCUCAACUGCCCCCAAUCUGUACACGCUGCCAGCGGACGUUCCGGGUAUCAAUCAGUUUCAUUGGACAUCUUCCUACCAACUGAAGCACCUAGACGACACCACCUAAUGUCCCGCCGUCCGCCUCUGCCUCCCCCCACGUCUACAAUCAACACUGACCGUACUCCUGAACCCCCAAUAGCCUCUUCCUCCUCCAUUACUUCAACAUUUGCUACGACAGCUCCUGUACCCACCACCACUGCACACAAUUCUGACACACCAACAAACAUCAACCCUCCACCAACAACCCCAGCGGUGUGGACUCGGUCUAUACCUGUUUUCAUUGCGAUUGCUCCUUCACCUCACCCAUCGGCCUAUUCGGUCACUUACGAGUCCAUCGCACAGAGACUGACGAAUCAGCGCCUGGAGCACCAACCUGCACUUGUCGCGUUCACCUCAACCGCCCUUACUGCAUCCGCACGUUCAUCCACCAUAUGGGCCUAUUAG